AUGGCGCUUCCUACAACGUACCGGGCCUUCAGGCGUACUGAAGGUGAUCUACCACAUACCAUCAAGCUCUCAGAGGAGACACUUCCGCAGAACAUCGGAUCCCACGAUGUGCUGAUCAAGAUCCACGCCGUCUCUCUCAACUACCGCGAUGUGGCAAUGCUGAAUGGGAAAUAUCCUGUCGAGGUCGAGGAUCGCGGCAUGCCUGCUUCUGAUUGCGCUGCUGAAGUUGUGGCUGUCGGGUCCGAGGUGACCAACUUCAAGAAAGGGGACCACGUCGCGCCAAUUUUCAAUCUCUCCGUCCUUACUGGCCACGAGGACGAUGCCAUGCGAGCACUGGGGGGAGAUGUUCCGGGCGUGUUGCGGGAAUACGCUGUCUUUGAUGAUAGUGUUCUUGUGCACUUGCCCCCACAUCUCUCCUGGGAAGAGGCCUCCACUCUGACCUGCGCUGGGGUAACUGCAUGGUCGGCGCUCAAUUGGCCGCAAUCGUUGGAGAGUACUCGUAGUGUUCUAUUGCAGGGCACCGGAGGUGUGAGCUUGUUCGCUUUGAUUCUUUGUGAAGCCGCUGAUAUCACAUCUAUUAUCACAUCUUCCUCUGAUGAGAAGAUCGCGAAUCUCAAGAAAGCUUGGUCCAAAGUCGAGGGCAUCAAUUACAAGACGAGUCCGGAUCAGGAGAGCGAAGUUGCCCGUCUGACUAACGGUAGAGGCGUUGACGUAGUUGUUAACAACACAGGAGUCGGUUCGUUGAUUACCGACCUCAAAUCUUUGCGCCAGAGAGGAGGUGUGGUCUCCUUGGUCGGCUUCCUGGCAGGCUUGGACGGACAAUGGAACCCCAGUGAGCUCAUGUCCAUCAUGUACAAGACUGCAAUCUUGAAGGGCAUUGCCGUUGGAUCCAAGAUCGACUACGAAAGAAUGAACCAGUUCUUAUCAGAACGAAAAGUCAGCCUGGAACCGGUGAUCGACAAAGUGUUCUCUUUUGAGCAGUCGCCUGAGGCAUUCGACUACUUAUACUCGGGGAAGCAUGUUGGAAAGGUGGUCAUCAAAUUGUGACCGUGCGUGCAUGGGACUUAGGUAUAAGGCGAACCAUCAGGUGAUUACAGCAAGUACAUGAAACGCCUAUGAAUGCACGCACGCGCCCUCGAACUUGAUCCUCCUCAGGCCAUGCACUCGUUGUGCAUAAUGAUUUCAAGUAAAUCAACCCUUCGAAAUGUACGUUUCAAAAGACGCUAUCAUCAUAAUCUUUGUUCUUCAUACAGC
Molecule: messenger RNA, 1254 nt
Organism: Cercospora beticola
Lineage: Eukaryota; Fungi; Ascomycota; Dothideomycetes; Mycosphaerellales; Mycosphaerellaceae
Product: zinc-dependent alcohol dehydrogenase family protein
Molecular function (GO): oxidoreductase activity
Source: RefSeq, a predicted model, not a curated record